Messenger RNA from Aphis gossypii (cotton aphid), 5586 nucleotides. It is a transcript of the gene sei, whose product is annotated as potassium voltage-gated channel subfamily H member 2. Bases 439 to 4551 code for a protein of 1370 amino acids. Gene Ontology annotation, molecular function: inward rectifier potassium channel activity. NCBI's taxonomy places the organism in Eukaryota, Metazoa, Arthropoda, Insecta, Hemiptera, Aphididae. The transcript has 30 exons. Gene Ontology annotation, biological process: potassium ion transmembrane transport; membrane repolarization during action potential. Gene Ontology annotation, cellular component: membrane. The record is from RefSeq and is a predicted model, not a curated record.
CAGGAGCAGUGCCGCGCAACGCCAACACGACGACGCUCACGUCAAGCAUCGCGCUCAAGCUGCACCGCCGCCGCGACACCGCGCACACGUCCGUUGGCCGACCGAAGCCGAAGCCACCGCCGUCAGUCUUCUCCCGGAACGAGUCGUCCCGCCGGACCACGAGACCGUCGCCCGACGUGAACCGCACCGCCGCCCGCCGCCGAAUACCUGUUAUGCCGGUGGCCAGUGCCGUCGGCCACCCGCACACGCGUCCCGCCGCAGCAGCGUGGCCAGAAACGUGACUGUAUGGUGGGCUCGCCCGGUGGGUAAUCCCGCCUGUUACGGCAUGCCAAUACGCCGGGGACAUGUCACCCAGCGCACCACUGUCAUAGAGACUAUCAUCAGGAAGUUCGACACGCACAGCAUGAUUUCCAUGAAACAAUCAGGCCAACACGGUGUAUGUUAUCAUUAUUAAAAACUACAAUGCCUUUGGAUUUCCGUAAAGAUUAUAAACGCAAAAACCGAAGUUUUUUGGUAGCCAAUGCACAGCAAGCCGGCUGUAACAUAAUCUACUGCUCGGACGGUUUUUGCCACAUGACCGGUUACAGCCGAGCCGAGGUGAUGCAGUGUCCGGCGAUAUGUGACUUCCUACAGGGUCCGAUGACGUCGCAGCACGCCGUGUCCGUGGUCAAGGAAGCGUUGGCCGCGGGCAUGGAGAGACAUUUCGAGAUACUCUACUAUCGGAAAGACGGUUCGAAAUUCUUGUGCAGCGAGGUCAUCGCCCCCGUGAAGAGCGAAGUGGAUGAUAUAUGUUUGUACAUCAUCAACUUUGAAGACCUUACAUCUCCCCCAUCGCCAGUUGAACAACCGGAUCCGACAUCUAGACUGAGUAAAUUUGACAGGGCCAGACAGUCGUUUCGACAAUCGUUGCGGAUGAGCUCGUUUCGCGGUCGCAAUGCGAGGCAGUCGGGUCGUCUAACGCCACUUCCUCAUGACGACGAAUACGACGAGGAGAGCAGUAGCACGCACCUAAAGACCCCAUCCACCCCAAAAGCACCGGACUCGUUGAGUUUGAAGACAGCAGCGGCCGAGAGCGUUAUCACAUCAACGACGACGGCCCGUGUCGAAGACGAGACUACCAGCCCUCCUCGAUCUGUAUCCAUCCGACCCGAACCCCAAAUCAGUCAACCCCACAGGACACCCGAACCUAACCCUUCACCGCCGCGGACGCCCAAUAAAUCUCCAGACAGAAAUCCAUCGUUUGGCAGCCCACCCGCACGAUCCAACACCGAUUCUGUAUUGGCGUCGCGCGUUGAAAAGGACCAAUUUCAAAGACAGAAACGACCACACACUAUCGAUAUCAUUACCGAAGCCUACAGGAGCCAUUUUACUGGCAAAAGUUUUCCAAAUACGUCAUCUGAAACCGACUUGCAGAAGUACAACACGUCAACGCUAUGGGACCAUUCUACGUCGCUGGGAAACCUGGCCACGGAUAGCUUGAAAUACAAAUAUUCCAUCCAAGACAAUGGGUCAGCAAAGUUCUUUCAAGGGGCUCUACACACGCCAAACAUGGGAGAAAAAGUUGCUCAGGUGUUAUCGCUGGGCGCGGAUAUACUACCCGAGUACAAGCUCCAAUCUCCCAAGAUCCACAAGUGGACGAUACUGCACUACAGCCCGUUCAAGGCGGUAUGGGAUUGGAUAAUACUGUUGCUGGUCAUCUACACCGCCAUAUUCACACCGUAUUUCGCCGCUUUCCUGUUAAACGAACCGCACUUCAAAGGUCCCCGGCCGCUGAGGUUCAGUUUCGAAGAUCCGCUGGUGGUGGUCGAUUUUUUUGUGGAUAUAACGUUCAUAAUAGACAUCGCCAUUAACUUCCGUACCACUUACGUGAAUAAGAACGACGAGGUGGUAUCGGCGCCCAGCAAGAUUGCGUUGAAUUAUUUCCGUGGAUGGUUCCUGAUCGAUUUAGUUGCCGCAAUACCUUUCGACCUUUUGAUCGCUGGAUCGUCGGCUGAGACGGACGAGUUGACUCAGGAAACACAGAAGCCCGAAGAGACCACGACACUCAUCGGCCUUCUGAAGACCGCCAGGCUGCUGAGGCUGGUCCGGGUAGCGCGGAAGAUCGACAGGUAUUCCGAAUACGGUGCUGCGGUGUUGCUUCUGUUGAUGGCUACGUUCGCGCUGAUAGCCCACUGGCUGGCGUGCAUAUGGUACGCGAUCGGGAACGCGGAGCGGCGUCACGUGGACAGCAAAGUGGGGUGGCUGGACAUAUUAGCCAACGACACGCAUCAGUAUUACUCGACCAACAACACGGGUGGACCGAGCAUAAGGUCGAGGUACAUUACAGCGCUGUACUUCACAUUCAGCUCGUUGACUUCCGUGGGGUUUGGAAACGUAGCGCCCAAUACCGACGCGGAGAAAGCGUUCACCAUAUGCGUGAUGCUCGUCGGAUCUCUCAUGUAUGCCAGUAUAUUCGGUAAUGUAUCCGCGAUUAUUCAAAGGUUAUACUCCGGAACAGCCAGGUAUCAUACCCAAAUGCUCAGAGUUCGAGAAUUUAUUAGAUUUCAUCAAAUACCAAAUCCAUUAAGGCAAAGGCUCGAAGAAUAUUUUCAACAUGCUUGGACAUACACUAAUGGUAUUGACAUGAAUAGUGUACUUAAGGGUUUCCCUGAAUGUUUGCAAGCCGAUAUUUGUCUCCAUCUUAACAGGAAUUUAUUGAAAAAUUGUUCAGCUUUCAAUGGUGCAUCACCAGGAUGUUUGAGAGCCCUAUCUUUGAAAUUCCGGACGACGCAUGCACCGCCCGGUGAUACUUUAGUGCAUCAAGGAGACGUGCUCACCUCUUUGUAUUUCAUAUCACGUGGUUCCAUUGAAAUAUUAAAAGAUAAUGUAGUAAUGGCCAUAUUAAGUAAAAACGAUAUUUUUGGGGAAAAUCCAUGCAAGCAUGCUACGAUUGGAAAAUCAUGUUGCAACGUAAGAGCAUUAACUUACUGCGAUCUUCACAAAAUCGAUAGAAACGAUUUGCUCGAAGUCUUAGAUUUGUAUCCAGAAUUUUAUCAUUCAUUUAAAGAAAAUCUGGAGAUAACAUACUACAUGAGAGAUGAAACACAAGUAGGUGUGGAUCCUAGAGCUGGCAGGUUUAGUAGAAAAAUUAGGUCAAGAUCUAGUUCACAAGAACCAAUUGGUGGCACAGCCAACAUAGGUGCGACAAAAAAGUAUUACCAUAGCUUUCAUCGAGGGGUAUCUGAAAGUUGUAUUGGACCGUCAGAGCCACUAAGAGAUGAUACAAAUGAGAACGAUAACGUCAUGUCUGAGUUUAAUAACAACGAGAAGUAUGCAGAAGGACAUGGAAUUCUAGAAUUUUCUACUGAUAAAGCUGGCCAAGAUGUAACUCCGAUGAAUUUAAAAUUUGAUGACGAAGCAAUACAGAAUCGAGUAUCAACCUUAAAUUCAAUUUCCGGCAUGUUCAGCCAACUCAAACGUAGUGUGACAGACAUUCGCUUGCAUGGCCUAUCGCAAAAACCACAUGGCAGGGACGAGGAAAAUGGGAAACCUGGAAACUCUGGUGGUUUAAAGACAUCGACAUCUCAUAAACACUUGUUCGCAUCUCAGUGUAACGAGAAUCAACCACUUCUUGAACAUCAGCUACCUAUUUCAGAGUCUUCUGCGCUGCAUCAACAACACAAAGAAAUUAGUAGUGAACACACCAGUGUUCAAAACAUGUCAGCAGCUGGUUUCAGUACGACUGCAUCGUCACAUUAUGGAACCCCAACAGCCCAGAGCCCCUUACAUUCCGCUUGUAAAGCACAAACCCCACCAUUUCCCACCACAUCUAUGUCUGUGAUCGCUGAUAAUACGACUGUGAUAACGCCUCCAUCACCGCAACGUGUCAUAACAUGUUCGCAGUGUGGGCACUCCGAUGUGCAUUAUCGUAUAGAUAGACUAUCCAGGCAGCUCGAUAGCUUGGAACUGUCCGUCUCUAGUGAUAUCAAAACGAUAUUGCAUAUACUUAAACAUAAGAACGGCGACUUUUUGACAACAGAAUCUCGGCCAGAUGGAUGUAGAUUACGGCCGUCGCCUAUAAAGAAGACAUCGAGUAUACCAACAAGCGAUCACUUGCCUAGACCCACGUUGGCCGUAAAAUUUAGAAGCUCAUCACAAGAUGAAAUGAAAAGCGAUAGCCGGUGUCGACAGCAAGCGUCUCCAGUAAGGCAAUCGUCUGAUCCUCAAGCCACCAUUCCAAGGCGGAGUUAUUCCCAGCCUCACGAUCUCUGUCAGACUCAACAGAGCCGUUUUGUAAGGGAUACGCCAUCGGCUAACCUGUUUGAUGUAUCCAACGUGACGACUGCAACAGACGCCACACCACCGGUUGCCAGUCUGAAACGACAACAGUUCGCCAGUUUGCGGUGUACGACUAGUUGUUCCAGCGACGAAGGCAACGUAAUUGAGUUCACUCCACUGGCGCCACUCGCUAGGCUAGACUCGUUGCACGAAAUGGAUACAUCCGAGACGCAGAGUCGCACGAGCAGUACGACGGCCAGUCCAACGCACCAACAACAAGGGACCGGUUUCUAGCGUCAACACCCACUGACGAGGGCGCGAUCAUAUAUUCACGAGCUUGUUUUUGACUCUUCGUUUCUUUUUUGUUUUCUUUAUUAUUAUUUUUUUUUUUACAUAAUUCACGAAAAGCUUUGCUCUCGAGUAAAAUAUACGUACAUCCACUAUAAUAAUAUGUUGACAUUUUUAUUCGUAAUCACACGUUUUUAAAGAAAAAAAUAACAAAACAAUAUAUUUAGUGUUAUUUUUGUUAAAACUUAUUUACGGUUUUUAUAUACGCUGUAAAAAUAAAAAAUAAAAGACGAAUAAUAUUUUAUAGGGGUUUUAGAAGAUCGAAUUUCAUUUUAGAUAGACAAGCGUUGACGGGGAAUUAUGUAUCAUUAUAUAAUAUUAUAUACUUGGUUUUUACUAUGUAAACUACGAAAUAUUGAAUUUUUAUAUAUUUAAUUUUAGGCAUAAUUUGCUUAUUUUUUAUCAAUAGCAAUUUUUAAAACACUGUUUGCUUUUUAGAAAGCCAUUUGUACAUUUUUUGUUUUUUAAUAGUAAAUAUUUAAUGUUCGUUUAUUUAUUAUCUGUUCUAUGUCAUUGCCACUGAGCCCAGCUUCCAGUUAUUUAUCUGAUACUCAAUUAUUUCGUUAUUACCCGUCUAUAAACUAAAUAUGCAAUAUUGUUUUAAAUCAGGUCCGUGUUACUCUCAAACGCAUUGAAUUCUUCCUUUCCGUAAUAAUUGUGAAUGUAUUUUCCCGUUAUUUAUAGAAACUUUAAACCUCGCUUUUUAUGUAUCAUUUUCCGGUAUAUUAAUUGUGAUUCUACAAUGUUAUGAUAUGCUAACAAUUGUCUGUGCAAUAAUAAUAAUAACAAUAAUACUGAUUGUUUAUAUCCACGUGCUCACGUUAAUUAUUGUAAAAUUUUUACAUUUUAUAUUUUUUAAGUAAACAAAAAAAAAAAAUAAUUAUUAAAGAACACCAAUAUAAUUCCUGUUACAAUUUGUUUACCACCAUCAAUAUUUUAUUUUAUAUCGUUUUGUUAUUAUAAACUAUUUAUUAAAAACAA